Molecule: messenger RNA, 304 nt
Organism: Dentiscutata erythropus
Lineage: Eukaryota; Fungi; Glomeromycota; Glomeromycetes; Diversisporales; Gigasporaceae
Source: the annotation of a GenBank genome assembly
AUGAAAAAGUCAAAGCCACAUCUCAUUGUAAUCAAUUACCUUUAUGUUAAUUGCAAGAAACCGAGUGGGUCUAAUAACUCUCCAAGCUCUUACAUCGAAGAACUUUCAUCGUCUACAAAUACACCUGCAACAAAACCGAUAAAUUUUGAAGUUGCAAAUACACCAACAGUAGCUAUAAAUACACCAACAUCAAAAGUUGAUGCCAAUUACGCAUCAUCUAGCACGUCCACUGCGUUAGCAAAACCGGUUCCAUUAUCUAGUGAUGUUAGUCAUUCAAAAUCUAAUUUAAUGCCAUUUUCUAUGU